CGUAGUCUAGGAUUUAAGUGUGAUUCGUUUGGUUUCUUCUCCCUCUAUUCUUCUCCUCUUCUGCUUAUAUAGAGAAUAGAGCCAGAGAGGGAGGGGGGAGAGGGACUCCUUACAACCUCAUUCUUCUUACAUCUUUCUGUCAUAACGAGCCUACACACACACACACAUGUAGGAGAGUGUGAUUGGAGUUUUAAGUGUUAAAGAGGCUACUGAAAAUGGAUUUCUCGGCAUCUCAAUGUAGCAGUGGAUGCGAAUCAGGUUGGACUCGGUACUUAGACCAAUCCUCACUUUCAGAAAAUCAAUUCCACAGAGAUGGCGGUAUGGAUGAAUAUAGAGGAAAAGGAGAAAAAAUGGAGGAGAAAGAAGAAGAUUUAUCCUUGGUCUCUGAUGCUUCAUCUGGGCCUUCACAUUACCAUGAAGAUGAUGAAGAGUCCAUUCAUGACUAUGGGUUUCCCCUUUAUUCUUCUACAGCUUCUGAGGAGGCCCGUAAAAACAAAAAGAAAAAGAAGGCCAAGGCCAAAGAAUCUGGCAGACACCGACAGCAUUCAAAUCUUGAUGAUACUGCCAGUUCUCCUGCAUUGAACUUUCCAAAGGUUACAACUCACUAUGGGAAUGAAGAUUCAAUGAAGAAUUUAAUGAACUUCUCUCAGGGUAAUUUCUCUGCAACACAAUUUGAGGGAAAAUCUGCAUUACAGGAGAAUUUUAUUUUCUUGAAGUCCUUUGCUGAAAAACCAGCUUCAGAAGAACCAGGUGGUUUCCGUGGAAGAAAUUGGAAAUGACAUCUUUUGUCGUGGAUGCUGCAGCACUGCAGUUGCUGUGGAGAGAGAGAGUGAGAGAGAUGAGAGGGCUGUAAAAGAUGUCACUAGAUCUCAAAAGGAUAUUGCUUCUCCUUUUUCUCCUUUUGUUUUUGUUUCAGUUUUACUGCUUUUUCUCUGUGAUUGACAAUGCAGUGGGAAACAACCUGAGAACACAAAAAAUAAAAGAUUUUCCUGUCCUCA
Messenger RNA from Juglans microcarpa x Juglans regia, 998 nucleotides. RefSeq names its product protein SOB FIVE-LIKE 5-like. Lineage: Eukaryota; Viridiplantae; Streptophyta; Magnoliopsida; Fagales; Juglandaceae. Gene Ontology annotation, biological process: cytokinin biosynthetic process. The coding region runs from base 216 to 779 and encodes 187 amino acids. The transcript has 4 exons. The record is from RefSeq and is a predicted model, not a curated record.